AUGCCUGUUUUUAAGCCAGAUAAGCAGCUAUGUCCCCCAGAGAAUGGUUCGGAUUUCGCUUUCCCUUUCGUUCCGUACGACAUCCAGCUGGAUUUUAUGAAAUCGCUCUAUACUGUGCUGCACAAUCGAGGGAUUGGUAUAUUCGAAAGCCCUACCGGUACUGGCAAAUCGUUAAGUCUUACCUGUGGGGCAUUAACUUGGCUAAAGGACUACGACCGGCUAGUAGUAAAGGAGUUGGGUGCUAGCAUAGAGCGACUACGUAUCGAGAUUGCCCGCUUGGAGAAAGAGAAUGAGGUUUCUAAUGAUUGGAUCACGGGACAAUACAACGCCAUGGGUCAGCGUGAAGAAUUAGGAGAGUUAAACAACGUCAAGGCAUCACUGGAAGAUUUUCAAAAGUACUUACUUAAAAUGAAAGAUAACGCUGUUCUGGAGAAAAUGCACUGGAUGCGCCCCAAGGACAACGCUUUGAAAGAGGAACCGCUCCACCGGGACGUUACAAUCGACGAGGACGAGUAUUUAAUUCCCGAAUCCAGUGACAACAGCGACGAAGAACUGGAAGCGAAUCGUCCUCUAGAAGCUGACUCUAAUCGCUACCAACCUACUCAAAUAAUAUUCUGCAGUCGUACGCAUUCACAGCUUGCCCAGGUGGUAGGCGAAGUGAAAGAAACGCAGCACGCUCGGGAUUUGCGGCUCAUGUCCCUAGCAUCUCGUCAGAGCCUUUGCAUCAAUCCGGAUGUUCAAAAAUUAAAAACAAAUACAUUGAUUAAUGAACGGUGUUUGGAAUUGCAGAAAAACGGAAGCAAGAAUAAAGCAAGCACAUCUGAUGGUAAUAGUAAGAAACGGCGAAAGCUGAUACAAUCUUGCCCGUACUAUAAUCAACGUGCCAUAGAAGGACUGAAAAAUGCAACCGUCUUCGAAGUUCCGGACAUUGAGGAUAUGGUUAAGGGUGGAAAACGAGUGAAAGCUUGUCCUUACUACGCCUCACGUGCUGCUAUUCCCGAUGCACAAGUAUUGAUGGUACCGUAUCAGAUGAUUUUGCACCGUCGUACACGGCAACAGUCUGGUAUUAUACUGAAGGAUUCCAUUUUGAUCAUCGACGAGGCACACAACCUGUUAGACACAAUAUCGGCCAUUUACAGUCAAGAGAUACGGCUCCAACAGUUGAGCCAGGCAAAAUUGCAACUGUCCGCCUACAAGGCGCGUUAUUUUUCUCGAUUUACCACGAAAAAUUUACUUCGUAUUAAUCAGCUGAUUUUUAUCGCUACUCGUCUGGCAAAACUGUUAUCCAACGACGAUAAACCAUCCAGCACGGCACGAUCUUCGCGAAUACUUCCUACGCAGGACCUUUUACUGGAGGGAGAUAUAUUCAAUUUGAAUCUUUCCGAAAUUCUUGCGUUUUGCGAACGUACGCGUAUAGCACAAAAGGUGCACGGGUUCGCCCAGAGCUCUCCGCCUGAACUGCUCAACCAAAAUGCUGCGUCCGUUCGACCGAAGGUCGGUAUGUCGUCAAAAAGUGCAACCAGCGGUUUGAAGUCGCUCCUCAAAACUCUAGAAGAUGAUAGUAAACGCAAGAAACAAAAGAAGGGCCGAACAGGUGCGAAACAAGCUGUAGAGGAAGUUGCCGAAAGUAGCCAGGAAAAUGACACCCAGACCCAAUCGCAACAACCCACGGUUAACGUGAUUCGUCCUUUGCUUAAUUUUAUCGAAAGUCUUACAGACGAUUGGGGUGAUGAUAGUCGAGUGCUGUUUUCGUUUAACGAAAAGGAUGCUUCGCAAUCAAGCAUGAAGUAUCUGCUACUAAAUCCGGGUUCUCGAUUCCAGGAAAUCAUUCAAAGUUGUCGAUCGGUUAUUUUAGCAGGAGGGACAAUGCAACCGGUAGAAGAGCUUACGACACAGACAUUCCACGACUAUCAGGACCGAAUAACAAUAAAAAGCUAUCCGCAUGUGGUUCCGAAAGAUGCCGUCUUUCCAAUCGCCCUUGCUCGUGGACCGACGGGAAAGGAAUUUUUGUUCAACUAUAGCAAUAGACAGAAUCCAGAGCUGUUGCUCGAACUUCAGUCUACGCUGCUCAACAUCUGCCAGGUUGUUCCAAACGGUGUGGUGGUGUUCUUCAGUUCGUACGAUUAUCUCGAGGUGUUUUACCGAAAACUGGAAGAUUCGGGCAAUCGGGCCCGGUUGGAAGAACGCAAAAAAAUCUUUCGUGAACCACGAACAUCAGGAUCGGUUGAACGUACUUUGGUAGAAUAUGGACGUGCAGCCAGGUCCUCCACCGGGGCCGUUAUGUUGAGCGUCGUAGGCGGGAAGCUGAGUGAGGGUUUAAACUUUUCCGACGAGCUCGGUCGAUGCGUGGUGGUCGUUGGGUUGCCGUAUCCAAAUCGCACCAGUCCGGAGCUAACCGAACGGAUGCGGUACCUUGAUAAAAGUCUUGCGAUGCAAGUUACGACCGGGACGUCGGCCGGAAGUGAGUACUACGAAAAUUUGUGCAUGAAGGCUGUUAAUCAAUGCAUCGGCCGAGCCGUGCGCCACAUCAAGGACUAUGCCGGCGUAAUCCUGCUCGACACACGUUACUGCACGAGUGAGCGCAUUCGCCGGAAGCUGCCGGCAUGGAUUUCGGAACAGAUGCAAUGCGUAGACCGGUAUGGACAAGCUCAUGGAAAAUUGGUGAAGUUUUUCCGCGAGCAUAAAACGAUACGCGAAGUCGAAACGACUGAACCUCAAUAA
This is a messenger RNA of Anopheles nili, 2721 nucleotides long. RefSeq names its product ATP-dependent DNA helicase DDX11. Lineage: Eukaryota; Metazoa; Arthropoda; Insecta; Diptera; Culicidae. The transcript has 3 exons. Bases 1 to 2721 code for a protein of 906 amino acids. Gene Ontology annotation, cellular component: nucleus. Gene Ontology annotation, biological process: nucleobase-containing compound metabolic process; establishment of sister chromatid cohesion. Gene Ontology annotation, molecular function: DNA binding; DNA helicase activity; hydrolase activity, acting on acid anhydrides, in phosphorus-containing anhydrides. The record is from RefSeq and is a predicted model, not a curated record.